Messenger RNA from Salarias fasciatus (jewelled blenny), 1776 nucleotides. RefSeq lists its product as uncharacterized. NCBI's taxonomy places the organism in Eukaryota, Metazoa, Chordata, Actinopteri, Blenniiformes, Blenniidae. The transcript has 6 exons. The coding region runs from base 10 to 1308 and encodes 432 amino acids. The record is from RefSeq and is a predicted model, not a curated record.
UCUCAGCUAAUGACUGUGUGGGUUUGUCUAAACUGGUCUCUCGUUCAUUUUCCAUUCAGCAGUUCAGCUUCAGAGGCGCGACGGACUGAGGUUUUCUGUUUCAGGAUGAAUCUGUACAGGAGUUUUGGGAAUCUCAUGGAGACGUGGGUGACUGACGAUAACCCGAGCCACGAUCCACUGUGGCUGGGAAAUAACUCGAAAGACUCUCCCACAUCUUCUUCCUACAUGGAACCGAACCUGCGCUCGGAAUCGGUGGACUCUGGGGUGGAGACGGCCAGCUGUGACACCGUUCUGUCCACGUCCGGCUCUGUCUCUACAGAUCACACUGAGAUGGAUUUGUUUAUGCCACAAAAAGGACUCUCAUCACAGUCUCCUGUCCUCUACUCUCCGGUGCCGUCCUCCUCCUCCUCCUCCUCGUCUCCACAGUUCUGUCCCAUCAGAGAGGAGAAAGGUUCGACCGGCCUGCACCUCACAGAGGAAGCGUCCCUCCAAAAGACUGACUCUGUUCAUCUCAGAGACAAGCCGAAGACCCUGACGGUGGAGGAGGUGCUCAGCCGCAGGCCCAGAGCAUCUCUGCUUCCCAAACGCCACACAUCAGAUUUAGGAAUAGGACAAAGGACAGAGAACUCAGGGUGGAGAGUAAACCCAUCCCUUCCCAUCAGGCAGAGGUCAGAUGUGUGCAGACGGCCGGUUUCUCUUGGUCUCGACACACACAGAUCAGAGGGCCUUGCUGUCGGGGACAACAGAGAGUUGAGUCCUGGGCUCGACUACCUGGAACAGGUGUGCCAAAUGCUGGAAGGAAUUGCUAGAGAGCAGAUGCACAGUCGAGGCAUGCAACCGGAGCUGGAAGCCCUGUGGGAAGAUCAAGACGCUCAGACUCUCAACGCUCGUCCGGUUGAUGCCGCAGAUGAAGAGGCUCUCGUUCCACAUGAAAUUCUUCACAAUAGAAAGGACGGUGUGGGCAAACCACAGCAGUGGAAAAACGGACAUUUUCGGCAGAGAUCAGCCUCAGACACAGCUCUUUCAACGAUACAUUUAAGAAAGAUGAACACACACGAUAAAGGACAGCUUAUGAGUACAACUGAUCUGCUGGAGAGGGCAGAGGAUGAGGAAGAAAAGCAGAACUCAACAAAAACAGAGAAGAAUAAAAGUCACAGGCACUGGAAGCUAAAAUUUGGGUCAUUUGGAAAAGGAGAAUCAGCUGUUUUCAACACAAAGAGCCAACAGACGCAGUCAUCUGAGAAAACCUCGGCCCGACGACGGUUGAGCAAGCUGUUCAGGAGGAGGAGGAAAACUCUGCCCAUGUGAAGGGAUGACCGCCUGGUGUCUGCCUUAAAUGUUUGGCAUUUUGGUGUCUGCAGAGGAGUGGGCUUCAUAAUCUCAUCACUGACAUGGCUUUCAAAAUGACUCCUUCCGUAGCAGUUGGUCAUGUUUGUUUAUUAUCAGUGAUAUUCAGCUCUUUAAAGAAAAAUACCAUUUUAUAUAGUCACUUUCUCUACAAUUAUGACUGUAUUGCUUUUCUCACUGUGUUCAUGGAGAAUUUAUUGGUGUAAAAAGCCCAUUCAGAAUAUUAUUUUUUAAGCCGCAGACACGUCAAGGCUUUGUGAUAUAUUGUGUCAUUAUAUUGUAUAUUGUUAAUAAAGAUGAAAUCUUUUUUUAAUUCUAUUUUCAUAUAAGAAUAAUAUCCAGUACUACGUCACAUAUUAACAGAUUGAAAAAAAAAUCAGUCUGUGUGGUGCUGCAGCACAAAAUAAACAUAGAAAAAAAUGGUAGUUG